Molecule: messenger RNA, 399 nt
Organism: Toxorhynchites rutilus septentrionalis
Lineage: Eukaryota; Metazoa; Arthropoda; Insecta; Diptera; Culicidae
Product: transmembrane protein 141
Exons: 2
Coding region: 76-399 (107 amino acids)
Source: RefSeq, a predicted model, not a curated record
UGUUUAUACUGUAAUAGUUCAUAUACUAUUGAUUACAUCACAAAAACGCAUCGUAUUUUUUUUACUACCGGUGCAAUGAUCGACCCAAGGCGCUUAAAGAAGGAACAAGCAGAGAAACACCCGGGAUUCAGUUCGUAUUUGGAGUGUAUGACCCGUGCGUUAUUUACUGGUCUGGCAACAUUCACGCUUGGCUUUUCAGCGACGUAUUUCCUCCAGAAAAUUGUAGCGAAACAUUUACCAUAUCCACAUAAAACUGGAAUUCUUAUAUCAUCUUUAGUGGCAUCUGCUGGAUCCUACAAAGUAACUUCUGAUCGAACGAAAUCCUGCCAGGCCGGUUGGAUGUCCGCUGAAAAUAAACAUACAGCAUUGAACGAAGAAACAAUCGAUCAAUCGGAUUAA